GGCAGUUUCCGCAGUCUCCGUGGGGCCUUGCUGCGGCUUUUUCUUCCAGAGAUUGUAUCGCAUAUAUGGAAGCCAGGGAAAUGGUUUUAUACAUCAAACGUCUUCUCAAAGCAUACCUGUCUAUGGCACCUCAAAAUUUACUUUCAUUAUUAUUCUAUACAAUUUGCAUAACUGACCGUGUAGGAGGGUGCACAGGCUGUAGUACAGGACCUCCUGGGACACACUACUGGUGCAGUCUGUGGGCACAGAAGCGGGCAUGCCAAGAGAGUUGUAGUUGUGCAACAGCUGGAGACACCCAGCUCUGCCCACUUUGCCUAAAUAGCAUUGAAGUUCACUGGGGCCAGAAGCCAUUCCCACUUUAAGAGAGCAGUGAUUGCCGGGAGGUAGUAUAAUGAGGCGUGAUGCGUAUCCGUGGUCACGUUACUAUACUCGGGCCACUGUCAAGAAAGGAAGAGGCAGCGGCAAGACAGUGGACUGUGGAGGACUGGACCAAAAGGAGCAUUACAGGACAUGGGGUUAUUGAAUCUUCUUCUCGCCAUGGUCUUAAUGCCCGGCAUACUGGCAGGAAGCUACAUCAUCAAUGUAGACCCGACACAGUCUAGAAAGGAAAUGAAACAUUUCUGGAAAAGCACCGGAUUUUGCCCUCCCUUACCACAUGACAAGGCAGAGACAUAUUUUUUGGGUAAAGACCAAAAUCUUAACCUGGCAUACAUAUCUUCUGUUCCACAUAGUGGCAUUGUGCAAGUCCGAAUUCACUGGUUGUUGGACCUCAUUACAGCUUUAGUUAUUAAUGGAACAGUUUAUUACAACUUCACUAAUCUGGAUAAAUUUAUGGAUAUUCUGAUGGAAAAUGAAUUGGUGCCAGGUUUUGAAUUAAUGGGAAGUCCAUCAGGAUAUUUUACCAGUUUUGAAGAUAAAACACAAGUGUUUGAAUGGAAACAACUAGUCUUUUUAACAGCAAAACGGUACAUUGAACGGUAUGGCUUAGAACAUGUCUCAACAUGGAAUUUUGAAACUUGGAAUGAACCAGAUAAUCAUGAUUUUGACAAUGUCUCCAUCACAGUAACAGGCUUUCAGAAUUACUAUGAUGCCUGCUCUGAAGGGCUAAAACAAGCAAGUCCACAGUUAAGAUUUGGUGGCCCAGGAGAUUCAUGCCGCUCACCACCAAGGUCACCUAUCUGUUGGGGUCUACUUAGCCAUUGCUAUAAUGGUACCAAUAUCUUUACUGGGGAGACUGGAGUGAGAAUGGACUACAUUGCACUGCAUAAAAAGGGUGGAGGGAGUUCCUUUCGUAUUUUGGAGCAAGAAAUUGACACUGUUAGUGAAAUUCACCAACGCUUUCCACAGUUCCAAUCUGUUCCAAUAUACAAUGAUGAGGCUGAUCCACUAGUAGGUUGGUCCACACCACAGUCUUGGAGAGGCGAUGUUACAUAUGCAGCCAUGGUAAUAAAGGUAAUAGGCCAGCACCUGGACUUUAUGCAUUCAGAUGGAAAUCCCAGCAUGAACUACAGCUUGCUAAGUAAUGAUAAUGCUUUCAUGAACUAUUACCCUCACUACUUUACUCAGAGGACACUGACCGCAAGAUUCCAGAUGAACAACACUAAGCCCCCUCAUGUCCAGAUGGUGAGAAAACCAGUGUUAACUGUAAUGGGCUUGCUGGCUUUAUUAGGAGAAACACAGAUCUCCACUUACUUGAUCAGGGACAUGGAUAUAUCCAACAACUCUAGCACUGUGGGAGUAAUAGCAAGCGUGCAUGAACCAAAGAAUGGAGAUCAGGCUGAUAGCUGGCAGUCAACCAUAGUGCUUUAUGCUUCAGAUGAUAACAGAACAUCAACUGACAUACAUUUUAUAACAUUAAAUCUAACAAAUUUUCCAAAGUCAAAAGAUCUUGUGUAUGUGACAUACUACAUGGAUAACAUAUUAACAAAUCCAUUUUUUGAAUGGCAAAAAGCAGGAAGUCCAGAUUUCCCUUCCUUAGAAGAAUUUAAACACAUGCACAAUGCAGAGGAUCCGGUCAUGAAGGGACCUUUUAUGUUCCCUAAAGAUGGUAAUUUGGUUCUGAAGGUACAACUUCCAGUUCCUUCAGUGCUACUUGUUCACAUCUGCGAUCAACCCCAUUCUCCUCCUGGACAGGUCUCUAGACUUAAUAUUAUUAACCUUUUUGAAGGACAAGUAGCAUUGACCUGGAGUGAUGAAUAUGUAGUAACAAGAUGUUUGAAGACAUAUGAAGUGGAGUUUUCUCCUGACUUGAAAACCUUUAUCAAAAUAAACACAAGAAAUAUAUUUUUUACUUUAUUUACUUACAGUCCCGAAAGUGGCCAAGUGUACGGGAUGUAUAGAGUGCGUGCUGUUAAUUAUUGGGAUGUUCCGGGACUCUACAGUACUCCACAACAGUAUACAGAAAAGAGUGUAUAGAUUCAGCAACUCUAUACAUCAUAAAUGUUUUUUUACUGCAAAGCUUUUUCAUAGUUCUUCAAAAUGUUAUUUUACUCUAGAUUUAUCAUACAGCAACAUUGUACACAAGUGAUAAGUGUCUGUAGUAUUUAGGCUGUGUUCACACAGUGCAGUUUUCCUGUGUUUUUGAUUUUUGCCACAAUUUUACCAUAUUAGCAAAAUAGUGGCAAAAAUGGCAUUAUUUGAUAAAUUAGCAAUGAUUUUGCCAAAAUCCUGGGAAAUUGCGCAUUUUUGACACAAAGUACGCAUCAGGACACGGAAAACUGCACCAUGUUGACAUCUUUAGGCAGAUUAAUGCCUUUAUAAAUACAAUAACUUCUAAGUGAGUUUGUAACUUGCUGCUUAAAUGGUUAAUAGAUUUCCCUCUUAAUGAAUGGAUUCUCACUGUACAGUUCAACAGUUGUCUUCAUUUUUUUACUUCAACAUGACGCAACAAUGGUUAGAGUUCUCUUCAAGUGCUACAAUUGUACUUGAUAGUUGCUGGCCACAGGUGAUAGGGACACUUGGACAUU
Molecule: messenger RNA, 2966 nt
Organism: Hyla sarda
Lineage: Eukaryota; Metazoa; Chordata; Amphibia; Anura; Hylidae
Gene: IDUA
Product: alpha-L-iduronidase
Exons: 16
Coding region: 511-2415 (634 amino acids)
Biological process (GO): carbohydrate metabolic process
Molecular function (GO): L-iduronidase activity
Source: RefSeq, a predicted model, not a curated record